AUGGCGAGUGAUUCUGACAGCAAUAAAAAGCGCUCUUCUCAUUCCACUGAUAAGUGGAAAACGUUAUAUGAGAUUAACCAGGUCUGGUAUUAUCCAAAAGUAGAGAAAAAGUGGCACGUCCCGAACAAGUUCGGAACGUGCCUGAUAACGCCACCGAAGUGUGUAUAUAAGACCUCUUGGAGCACAUCUGUGGUAGUCGAGCAAGCAGCGCUCCCAACGAACGUCCUGGAUAAGCGAGGCGCACGAACCGCACGUCCAGCGACUCCCGACCAGCCACUUGCCUUCCGCACCGCCGCCAGCGCACACAUGGGUGACAUCUCUCCCACCGCCAGACACUCCUGCCGCAGGAUGCCGCCGAAAGGCCAGGACACGCUCACGGCCCUCAUCUGCCGGAAACUACGGGAGAGCGGCCAGGACGACGAGUUCCUGCAGAGCGUGAUGGCCGCCCUGUACGAGCUGAGGGAGGAGCUGAGCAGGUGUCCCUCCCGCAAGGCAUCCGUCAAGCUCGUCCGCCGCACGCUGUCGAGGGCCAUCGCCGAGGGGAGGAGGGACCAGGACACGGCGAGGGACACGCACGACGACCUACGAGCGAGGCCGGAGGAACUCGUUCCCACGAUCGACCAGCUGCUGGAGGAGGAGCUCAAGGGGGAGGAGGAGUUCGAGGAAGAGCAGAAAACGGAGGAAGCCAAGGGAGAAGAGGCGCAGGAUGAAAUUUUGGCAGAAGGCGGACUCGAGUGCGGAGAGGACGUUCCCGACCACAAGGGAACGACAGGAACACGACCUCAGAAAGACGACCACGAGGCAUCGGGGGAAAAGCAACUGACAGAAGACAGUAAACGACGCUCCUUCUUCGAUUCUUAUGAAGGAAAUAAUGUUUGCGACGGGAAAGGAGGAAACACCCAGGACACGGCGAUUCUCAACGGGGUACAGAUCGAAAGGGUUUUCCCUGAGAAAGGACGCCCGUUUUCACACUUUUACGGAGACGAAGACAGAGAGAUCAUGUCCGUUAGACUUGUUAUGGAGAAGAACAAGUGCGCUCUCUACAAACUAGAAGGCGAAACGUCCACAAAACUGGGAGUGUUCCACGCUGACCACAUGACGAAGCUCAAGAACGGCUUCAAAGUGAAACUGGACACCCAAAUGACCACAGAUGAACUGGAUGGAGGCAAGCGACUCAGGAAGGGAAGGAAGAGGAACAGAGACGCGUCUUUGGUGAUCCUGACCGUUCCGGAGGAGCAGCAGAGGGAGUGCAUGAACGUCUUAUCUAAGAUGAGAAAAACACUCCCUGGAAUCCUCUUUGGAUAAUCUUGUAGAUGCAUCUUGUAUUUCAUUGUAUAUUGUAUUAGUGCUUGUUGUGUUGCCAUAAAAUUUAGAUUUUCUGUUUCA
Molecule: messenger RNA, 1386 nt
Organism: Penaeus monodon (black tiger shrimp)
Lineage: Eukaryota; Metazoa; Arthropoda; Malacostraca; Decapoda; Penaeidae
Exons: 6
Coding region: 1-1305 (434 amino acids)
Source: RefSeq, a predicted model, not a curated record